AACAACAACAAGUCUGAAUUCAUCACAUCGACGCGGUGGCAGCUUUGCUUCUUGCCGUAUUUUGGGCUCCGUACGAUUUAUUUAUAAUUUGAAUCGAGUUUAAAAGGAUAUAUAUAUAGACAAAAUGUCAAUAAAACUGAAGGCGAACGUAAACAAUCCGCCCAUAAGCGGCUUGGCGACAGCGCAUUUAAUCAAUGCGUCGGUACCCGUGGAAAUUGUUUGGGCCAAAGAGACAUCGCUGCAGUUUCCCGAUAACCGAUUGCUUGUAUGUCACUCCAACAACGAUGUUUUGCGGGCCUUGGCACGUGCUGCUCCCGAUCACAAGUUGUAUGGUGAAACGGCUAUUGAGCGCACACAAAUCGAUCACUGGCUGUCUUUCUCUCUCACCUGCGAGGAUGACAUCUCGUGGGCCAUGUCCUUCCUGGACAAAUCCAUUGCCCCCGUCACGUACCUGGUGGCCAACAAGCUGACCAUUGCUGACUUUGCUCUCUUCAACGAAAUGCAUUCUCGCUACGAGUUCCUCUCAGCCAAAGGCAUUCCUCAGCAUGUGCAGCGUUGGUAUGAUCUGAUCAAUGCCCAGCCGCUGAUCCAGAAGGUGCUGCAAUCGUUGCCACAGGAGGCGCGCGUCAAGCGCAGCAUUGCUGAGCCCUCGGCCAAGAGUGGCGAACGCAAGCAGGAGGGCAAAUUCGUUGAGUUGCCAGGCGCCGAGAUGGGCAAGGUUGUGGUGCGUUUCCCACCAGAGGCAUCAGGUUAUCUGCAUAUUGGACACGCAAAGGCGGCGCUGUUGAAUCAGUACUACGCACUGGCGUUCCAGGGCACGCUGAUUAUGCGCUUCGAUGACACCAAUCCCGCCAAGGAGACGGUCGAGUUCGAGAAUGUCAUUCUCGGCGAUCUUGAGAUGCUGCAGAUCAAACCGGAUGUGUUUACGCAUACGUCCAACUACUUUGAUCUGAUGCUCGACUAUUGCGUGCAGAUGAUCAAGGAGAACAAGGCCUAUGUAGAUGAUACUCCCGCUGAGCAAAUGAAACUCGAACGCGAACAGCGCGUCGAGUCUGCCAAUCGGUCCAACUCUGUCGAGAAGAAUCUGGCGCUGUGGGAGCAGAUGGUGCAGGGCUCCGAGGCUGGCCAAAAGUGCUGUGUGCGUGCCAAGAUUGACAUGUCGUCGCCCAACGGCUGCUUGCGUGAUCCUACCAUCUAUCGCUGCAAGAACGAACCACAUCCACGCACUGGCACUAAGUACAAGGUGUAUCCCACUUAUGACUUUGCCUGCCCCAUUGUGGAUGCCAUCGAGAAUGUGACGCACACGCUGCGCACCAUGGAAUACCACGAUCGUGACGAUCAGUUCUACUGGUUCAUCGAUGCAUUGAAGCUGCGCAAACCUUACAUCUGGGAAUACAGUCGCCUCAACAUGACCAACACGGUGCUGUCCAAGCGUAAGCUGACUUGGUUUGUCGACUCUGGUCUGGUCGAUGGCUGGGAUGAUCCACGUUUCCCCACUGUGCGUGGCAUCAUCAGACGCGGCAUGACUGUUGAGGGUCUGAAGGAGUUCAUCAUUGCACAGGGCAGCAGCAAGUCUGUGGUCUUCAUGAACUGGGACAAGAUCUGGGCAUUCAAUAAGAAGGUGAUUGAUCCCAUUGCGCCACGUUACACCGCGCUGGAGCACGACAAACGCAUUAUUGUGAAUGUGGCGGGUGCCAAGUUGGAGAAGGUGCAGGUGCCAGUGCAUCCCAAGGACGAGAAACUCGGCACAAAGACCGUCACUUUGGGACCACGCAUCUACAUCGACUACGUGGAUGCCGAGGCACUUAAGGAAGGCGAGAAUGCCACCUUUAUCAACUGGGGCAACUUGCUGAUCAAGAAGGUGCACAAGGAUGCCAGUGGCAACAUUACCUCCGUGGAUGCUGCGCUCAAUUUGGACAACAAGGACUUUAAGAAGACGUUGAAACUCACUUGGCUUGCGGUGGAAGAGGAUGCGAGCGCUUAUCCACCCACACACUGCGUCUACUUCGACAACAUCAUUAGCAAAGCUGUGCUGGGCAAGGAUGAGGACUUUAAGCAGUACAUCGGACACAAGACACGCGAUGAAGUCAAAAUGCUGGGCGACCCAGAGCUUAAGAAGUGCAAGAAGGGCGACAUCAUUCAGCUGCAGCGUCGCGGCUUCUUCAAGGUGGACAAUGCUUAUGCACCGCCCAGUCCCUAUACCGGAGUCGCCUCACCCAUCAUCCUCUUCUCCAUUCCCGAUGGCCACACCAAGGAUGUGCCCUCCUCCGGCUUGAAGAUCAAUGCUCCAGCUGCAUCGGCUGCCAAAACAAAUGCUGCCAACAACAAAGCUGCCAACGCUGCAACAUCGCAAGCCGGUGACUUGGACAAGCAGAUUGUCCAGCAGGGUGAUCAAGUGCGUGACCUGAAGGCCAAGAAGGCGCCCAAGGAUCAAAUUGACGUGGCUGUGAAGAAGCUGCUCAGCUUGAAGGCAGACUACAAGGCUGCCACAGGUGCCGACUGGAAACCAGGACAGACCCCAGCUGCCGCUACUGCUCCUGCUGCCACUUCCAACGACGCUGCCGCUGUCAAUGCCAGCAUUGUGAAGCAGGGAGAUUUGGUGCGCGAUCUGAAGGGAAAGAAGGCGCCCAAGGCGGAAAUUGACGCUGCAGUGAAGCAACUGUUGGCCUUAAAGGCAGAGUACAAGACUCUAACCGGUCAGGAUUGGAAACCAGGUACCACAGUUGCUCCAGCUGCCGCUCCUGCUCCUGCUGGUGCUUCCAACGACGCUGCUGCCGUCAACGCUAGCAUUGUGAAGCAGGGAGAUCUUGUGCGCGAUCUGAAGGGUAAGAAGGCGCCCAAGGCGGAAAUUGACGCUGCAGUGAAGCAACUGUUGGCUCUAAAGACAGAGUACAAGACCCUAACCGGUCAGGACUGGAAGCCAGGCACCACAGUUGCUCCAGCUGCCGCUCCUGCUCCAGCUGCCCCUGCAUCCGGCGUAGCUGAUGUCCUAGCACAGAUCGCCGCCCAGGGAGACAAAGUACGUGAGCUGAAGUCUGCCAAGGCUGAUAAGGCUACCGUUGACGCCGCUGUCAAGACAUUGCUCAGCCUCAAGGCAGAUUACAAGCAGCUUACAGGCAGCGAUUGGAAGCCAGGCACCACAGCUCCUGCAGCCACAAGUGCUCCUGCUGUCAAACAGGAAAAAUCCCCGGGACCUGCAUCGUCUUCAGCCGUCGCCACUUUGCUGGACAAGAUCGCUCAGCAGGGUGACAAGAUCAGGCAACUAAAGUCCGCCAAGUCAGAGAAAUCCCUAGUCGACGCCGAGGUUAAGCUGUUGCUGGCUCUGAAGACGGACUACAAGAGUCUGACUGGUCAAGAGUGGAAACCAGGCACCGUUGCACCCGCAGCUCAAGCUCCAGUUGCCACCAUUGAUCUGACAGCGAGCGACGAUAGCAGCAGUGGCAACGACAUUGCCAGCGUCUUGGGUAAAAUUCAAGUGCAAGGCGAUAAGAUUCGUCAGCUGAAAUCUGCCAAAGCAGCUAAGGCAGCAAUUGACCCUGAAGUGAAAACACUGCUAGCCUUGAAGGCCGAGUACAAACAACUCAGUGGCAAGGAUUGGACUCCCGACACCAAGGUGGAAGUGAAAGUAGAGGCGAAAGUUGAGCCAAAAGUAGAAACGAUGGCGUCUUCCGAGAAGGAUCAGCUGACGCUUGAGAUUAAUGCGCAGGGCGAUAAAGUGCGUGAAGUUAAAGGAGCCAAGGCUGCCAAGGAUGUGAUCGAUGCUGAGGUGGGCAAGCUGUUGGCCCUGAAAGCCAAGUACAAGGAGGUGACUGGCACUGAUUUCCCCGUAGCUGGACGCGGCGGAGGUGGAGCGGUCAAGAAAGCGCCCAAGGAGCCGCAGCAGAAGCCCGCAAAACCAGUUAAGAAAGAGACACCAGAUGCCGCUGGUGGAGUGAAGAAACAGACGCGUCUGGGUCUCGAGGCCACCAAAGAGGACAAUCUGCCCGAUUGGUAUUCGCAGGUGAUCACCAAGGGUGAGCUUAUCGAAUACUACGAUGUCUCCGGCUGUUACAUCCUACGUCAUUGGUCCUUUGCCAUCUGGAAGGCGAUCAAGAACUGGUUCGAUGGAGAGAUUACAAGCAUGGGCGUCAAGGAGUGCUAUUUCCCCAUCUUUGUAUCCAAGGCAGCCUUGGAGCGUGAGAAGACGCACAUUGCGGACUUUGCGCCCGAAGUGGCGUGGGUCACCAAGUCCGGUGACUCUGAGCUCGCUGAACAUAUUGCCGUGCGUCCCACGUCGGAAACUGUGAUGUAUCCCGCCUACGCCAAGUGGAUACAAUCCUACAGAGAUUUGCCCAUUCGUCUCAAUCAAUGGAACAAUGUUGUGCGCUGGGAAUUCAAGCAUCCUCAACCCUUCCUGCGCACUCGCGAGUUCCUCUGGCAGGAGGGUCACACGGCAUUCGCCAGCAAGGCUGAGGCCGACAAGGAAGUUCUGGAAAUUCUCGAUCUGUAUGCGCAAGUCUACACGGAUCUGCUGGCCAUUCCCGUGGUCAAGGGCCGCAAGACCGAGAAGGAGAAGUUUGCCGGUGGCGAUUACACAACCACCGUUGAGGCUUUCAUUUCGGCUUCGGGACGUGCUAUUCAGGGCGCCACCAGUCAUCACUUGGGACAGAACUUUUCCAAAAUGUUCGAGAUUGUCUACGAAGAUCCCGAAACCCAACAGAAGCAGUACGUGUACCAGAACUCCUGGGGUUUAACCACACGCACCAUUGGCGUCAUGAUCAUGGUGCAUGCUGAUAACCAGGGUCUGGUGCUGCCUCCCCAUGUGGCCUGUGUCCAGGCGAUUGUUGUGCCCUGCGGCAUCACAGUCAGCACCAAGGAUGACGAGCGUGCCGAACUCUUGGGUGCCUGCAAGCAAUUGGAGAAGGUUCUAAGCGGUGCUGGCGUGCGCUGCGAAGGCGACUAUCGUGACAAUUACUCGCCUGGAUGGAAGUUCAAUCACUGGGAGUUGAAGGGCGUGCCCAUACGCAUUGAGCUGGGUCCCAAGGAUCUGAAGGCCAAGCAGAUUGUCGCAGUGCGUCGUGACACCGGCGAGAAGCAAACAAUUGCCUUGGCUGAGAUUGAAAAGAAGAUUCCUGCGCUGCUCGAGACCAUUCACGAGAGUAUGCUGGCCAAGGCGAAGGUGGAUCUCAGCUCACAUACCAAGACCGUGAAGACCUGGGCCGAGUUCUGCAAUCUGCUAGAGCAGAAGAACAUGCUGUUGUCGCCAUUCUGUGGCGACUCCGUCUGCGAGGACAAGAUCAAGGCAGACAGCGCACGUGGCGAAGAAGCCGAGCCUGGUGCACCCGCCAUGGGAGCCAAGUCGUUGUGCAUACCCUUCGAGCAGCCCGCUCCCAUUGGCGACAAUGACAAGUGCAUCAAUCCCAGCUGCACGAACAAACCCAAGUUCUACACGCUCUUCGGGCGCAGCUACUAAACCCCGAUCAUUACCUUGGAGAUUCUUCAUACAAAAUACUUCCUGCCUGGACACUUAAUACGCAUCAAUAGUUGACUCUACUUGAAUCUGGAUUCGUCACAAUUAAUUGAAUACGAAUUUUUGUUUUGUUUUAAAAAUAUAUUUCAUAAUAAACUUGUCACCUAAAUUAAAAUACA
Molecule: messenger RNA, 5628 nt
Organism: Drosophila sulfurigaster albostrigata
Lineage: Eukaryota; Metazoa; Arthropoda; Insecta; Diptera; Drosophilidae
Gene: GluProRS
Product: bifunctional glutamate/proline--tRNA ligase
Biological process (GO): translation; glutamyl-tRNA aminoacylation; prolyl-tRNA aminoacylation
Cellular component (GO): aminoacyl-tRNA synthetase multienzyme complex; cytoplasm
Molecular function (GO): proline-tRNA ligase activity; ATP binding; glutamate-tRNA ligase activity
Source: RefSeq, a predicted model, not a curated record